CAGGUGGGUGGGUUGUUUGUUAAUAUGAUAUCUAUGUUUGUAGGUGAGGAAAUGACGGGCGACACGAAAGACGACAUCAAGAAACCUGUGACGGUAACUAAAUGCGAUACGUCUAACAUGAACCAAUACAUUGGUUGUCGACGACAUAACCAUGCCUCGCUCAAGUUGUUGCUGAAAGAUGAAAGUUAUUUUGUUGAUGACGUCACUGAACCAUGGGAUAAAAUACAAAUGGGUGGACGAUACUAUGGGGGGAAUUUUUCAAUUUGGGUUUUGAACGAAACAUUGUUGGACGUUUGUCAUCACACCAUGGCUAUAACAGGAAACGCGUUCUUACUGUGGGAGGGAAUAGAAGCUGUUGGUAAAAGUUACACGUAUAGUGAAGCUGAAAGUAAAUGUGAGGGGGUUGGAGCAAAGUUGGCAACGGAGGAACAACUCAGGGAUAAGAUGGAAUCUGAUGAUAUAUCAUCAUGUGCGUGCGCAUGGGGGGAUGGUAAUGUCGCUUAUUCUGUGAUGCGAACAAAGGAUCCAUUAUGUGCUCGUAGUUCCCCUAAUGGUGGUGUGAAGAGAUGUGAUCCAACCCCUUCAAAGGCCGAUGCUUGGUGCUAUAAAGGUGAGGACCGCGAUACGUUAAACAUUCCGUGGGCGGCCGCAUUAUGGUUGGAUAACUCAACAAGGGAGGGACUCCAAGAGAGAAGUUCCGAGGAUGCCACAAAGUUUAUUUGCAGGAAAGAAUCACGAUGGCAUUGUGCGCGACCUCCUGAUUUGUACAGAGCUGUAUUGAAGGAAAAUAUUCAUUCAAGUUAUUCAUAUUUAGGCUCCACCAUGUAUCAGUGUGAUACCGGGUAUUGGUUUAAACGUGGUUUGUUUGCACAGACGAUAACGUGCAAUGCUGACCUCAUGUGGGAGCCCGACCCCGAGAUGCUGGAGUGUACCUUACUUGACUGCCUCCCUCCAUCCGAAAUAGUAAACGGUCGACUCACGUACGGGUCGCUCGACUACGGACAAAGGGCAAACUAUCGUUGCAACCACGGGUUCUGGUUGGCACACAGCUGGUUCACUAUAGAUGUUGUAUGCGGGGAUUUUGCUUAUUGGACGCCGAGUCCUGGUGGAUUGAAGUGCUUGCCUGUACAAUGCAACCCCCCUCACAGGGUUGAGUUCUCCCACCUUGAUAUUCACACGCAUGCUUAUCCAAACAAUGCAACAUUAACCUGUAACCCUGGUUAUUGGUUGGAACCGGGUGUUAUAACCAUGGACAUUACUUGCACUGCUGAUGGUGUUUGGAGGCCGGAUCCUUACUAUAUAAGGUGUUGGGAAGUUGUAUGCAUGCCCCCUAGUGACCAAACGCACGCUGUGUGGAGACAUAUUAANCGAGAAACGUACUGUGAU
Ciona intestinalis (vase tunicate) is the source of this 1386-nucleotide messenger RNA. The record is from RefSeq and is a predicted model, not a curated record. NCBI's taxonomy places the organism in Eukaryota, Metazoa, Chordata, Ascidiacea, Phlebobranchia, Cionidae.